Mycosarcoma maydis (corn smut) is the source of this 4032-nucleotide messenger RNA. RefSeq lists its product as uncharacterized. The transcript has a single exon. The record is from RefSeq and is a predicted model, not a curated record. The coding region runs from base 1 to 4032 and encodes 1343 amino acids. NCBI's taxonomy places the organism in Eukaryota, Fungi, Basidiomycota, Ustilaginomycetes, Ustilaginales.
AUGGUUUCAGCCGAGCCCCACAACUACAGCUUCAUGCCUGAUCCUCACACUUCUGACUACCUCGCCAUGAACCACCGCUACAACGAUCGAUCGCCAUCUCCCGCGCGCAAGCUCUGGCCCUUUAACCGUUCUCGCUCUUGUAGUCCCAACACACAGCCACAAUCCAACCUCGGUCUCGACACCAGCUUCAACAACAACACAGAUUAUCGCUCCACAAAGUCGUCGGCCAACUCCAACAACAAUGCCAUCAGCCCCUCGGGCUCGGCAUCGAGCUUUGUCGUCAGGAGUGUCGUUCGCGCUCCCGGCGGUGUUUCUCUUCCCACAUCUCCUGCCAAUGAGCACUCACAUGCAUCCUUCUUCAACGACCCGGGUCAUCAAUCAGCCACGCCUGCAGCUCGAAGGAUGCUCCUCGAAGAUUCGGACGAUGAUCUGGGUCUCGAUCAGCAGCAGCAGCAGCAGCAGCAACAACAGCAACAGCAACAGCAACAGCAGCAUCCAUCCCUCCAGUACAGGCGCUCCAAGAGCAAACCUCUCGGCACACCUGCCAGUCUCGGUGUGCCACCAGGUGGCCCAGGUGGCGGCGUCGGAUAUGGUACUGCUCGCUCCUCCAACGAUGGAAGACCCGAGUCUGCUACUGCUAGUCAGCCUUCUCCCUUUUACAGACCCGCCAGUCCAUCUGGAAGCAUCACUGCUGGUGAGUUCCAGCGUGGUGCAAAGGAACGAGGACGAUCUCCUCGCAAAUCCAUCUCUGCCCACAGCAGCUCGUCAACCCAUUCCGCCCACACCCCUGAGCAGCCCCGCUCUGCAUCGGCCAACUCGGCCGCUUCAUCCACAGGAAAGAAGCCCAUAGCUCGUAUUACCGCCGGGCCCAAGAGCCUGAUGCAGCGGCAACAAGAUGAUCUUGAACAGCAACGCCAGGCUCACUUCCAGAAGCAACACCAGCAACACCAACACCAACACCAACAGCAUCCUAACGCUGCUGCAGCUGGGCGCAACACCGGCAUGUCAGGUCCUCGCAACUACCCCAGUGUUGCUCCUCCUCAUCCUUCUGGCAACCAACCUCUCCCUCAUCAGCAGCUCCCUCACGCACGCCGCGACCAAACUGCUGUUCUGCCGCCUGUGGAUCAGCGCGCCAGCCUCGGUUUCCCCUUGCUUCCUCCUCAGCAUGCACCUAGCCAUGAAGAUCGCGACGAAUCGCCUAACCGAUCACGUCGCUUCUCGUUUGGCAUCGGUGGUCGUUCGCGCAAGGACAGCCAAAAUGCUAAGCCACCCAGCGCUGCGCCUGUGGACGGGCUGCCUUCUCCUGUCGACAUUCCUUACGGACGAUCUUGUCACUCUCCUCUGCGAUUCGGUGAGAGCGCAGAGACAGACUACUCGCGCGCCAAUUCUCCUUUUGGCUCUGUUUCUCCCGCCCGCGCACCUGCCAGCUCCAACUCGUCUGGAUUCUUGUCCAACUUGAUGCGCAAACAAGCCGCAGACGAGGGCGACACCAGCCAAACGCAUCAUCACCAGCCCCUUGCUCGCAGCUCCUCCCCUGGCGGCGGCUCCAAUUUGGCCGGUAAAUGGUUCAAGGGGGUCUUUGGUCGCUCUCCCCGUGCUGACGAGAAAGACCCGCAUUAUUCUUCCGAUCUCGGUCCUUUCCCCUUGUCAGCCCGCGGCACAAGCGACGCCGAAGACCAAGCUGCUUAUGCGCAAAAGCUUGCGUCUAUGCGCCAGGCGCGUCACAUUGUCGAUGAGGAGCGACAAAGGUGCAUGCUGGCUCCUACCACCCCCGCUGGCACUCGAGAUACUCCGGGAUCAGCCCAACGAUUCGAUCCUGAUCAAGAUCGCGAGUUCCGGCCCCGACAGGUGGUCGACAGUGAUGUCGAAGACGAUGCUGCGCACAGCGAUGCAGACGUCAAUGUUGCUCUGCAGUUCCAGCUGGGACGCAAAAAGAGUCCACCAGGCAGGAAGCCUGUGCCUGCGUACCUGCCUGGUACAUCGCCCAUCACGGAUGCGGCUGCAUUGCACGACGAGCCACUGACGCCUGCUCAGAGGAUCAUCCAAGAAACGCGCUCCAAGCAAAUGGCUCGUGAGCAGAUCGAGGCUCAGCGCAAAGAGGCCAUCACAAACCAACAGCAAUUGUCAGCGUCUGGUCAGCGCAAGAUAACGCCCAUCGACGCUCAGCUGGACGGUCCGCCUACCCCGUCCAAGGACAAAGCUAAUCACCAGGCUCAUCAGCAGCGUUUCCCCAGCGGCGCGCAUCAGAUCACCCGCGAGCCAGCCAGAGGGGCCCCCCAGCCCGAAACUCAAACUCAAAAUCGUACCACAAUUGCUCCCCACAGCGCACCUCAGCGCAAUCCUGGCACACUUGCACCCGGUACCGGACCCAUGCCCGCCGAUCUUGGCUUGCGCGAUGCACUCCAAGAAAUGAUGGUGCGCUUCUACCGCUUCGAACGCUACUCGGUUCCUCUCAUCAGGUCGCUCGAGACUCGCCUGCUCGACAUUGAACGAGACGCCAUGCUUGCCAACAACCCACAGGCACGAAGCGGUACGCGUGCUUCGAUCUCCUCAAACAACAGCGCAGAGAUGGAUCGCUGGGUUAACCAGAUGACCAGCUUGAUGAAGCACGAAAUCGGACAGCUCAAAGCUGCGACGCGCGAAAUCAAGGAGUCAAGGGAGCUCGUGGCGACCGUGGCUAGGCAAGCGAGUGCUUCCAGCGGAGGCGUCGGUCUAAGCACCAGCGUGUCGAGCUUUGGAAGCUUGGUGGCCAUCACGCCCGAGGCAUCGGUGCAAACCAUGCAAAAGCUUGUCGAGGAGGAGGAGCUAACAAAUGAGAGCAAGACCAAUCUUUCCAGCUCGACGUUGCAAGACGUCGUACCGAGAUUGGCGCUGCCUGCCGGUGCCAAACCCGCGCUGGAAAAGGACCAAGGCAAGCACACGCAUACGCAUUCGCAUUCGUCACCAACAAAGGCAAACUUUGGGUUUGCUAGCGAGAGCGGUAAGGAGCACAAGGACUUUGGCAGGGAAAGGUCGGUUAGUCCCAAUGGUAGGCCGCGAUUCACAAGUGUGCUUGGAAAGCCGUUGGGCCCGGCACAGCCGCAGCGAUUGUCGGCUGUUUCGUCGGUCGAGGACACCAAGACGGGUAGCGACGGUCUUAAGCGUGACAACCCAGUCGAGACUCGAUUGAAGGCGUUGAUGGAAGCGAAAGGUGAUUCGGCGAAGAGCACCCAUCCGAACGAACCAGAGAGGGAGGGAAAACGCGCUAUCGAGGAAGCCACAGCAGAUGAGAGUGGAAGCAGUGAUAUUGCUGCCGCGCUGGCCGCUAUCGACGCCUCGUCGUCUGCCGCUGCACCCUCGAAACCGACAGCACCAAACGAAGACCAGCACCAUGUGCCUAUCUCAAAGUCGUCCUCCAACUCGGGUUCCGCAUCUGCAUCCGCAUCGAUCGAGGAACCUCUAACACCGACGGUCGAGGUUGCCAGUGCCAAACCUACCGCUGCUCAGGUGGAUCUCAGAUCGAAGCACCAAGCUUCAGACGAUAGCGUAGGCGCCACACUGUCUCGGUUACCCUACCUGCAUCGCGAUGCCAGCCAAGUCGAGAGCGUUGCUUCCGCACCGAGCCCGAUCAAGACAAACAUGGGCUCGAGCACGACGGCGUCACCUACGAUGAACUCGGGUCGAAUUUCGCCAAACAAGCUGUUUUCGCACAAGUUGGCCGCAUCAGGAGGUGUCAGUGCAAGUGCAAGUGGCGCUGCUAGUUCGGCGGCGGUGGGCAGUGCGAGUGCCAAGUUGGGCUUGGUGGAGAAGAAGAGGUUUACUCUGCCUGCCCCAAGUUCCGCCGCCUCGACGACAUUAGGUGCAGGGACAGGUACGACACUGCCGGCCAGACACGCUGGUCGAGUAAGCCGCACGCCCAGCUACACAUUGGACGACAGCUGCUUAGCUGCUGCCCCCACCAGCGCCGCGUUCAGUGCGCUGGCCAAGGUCAAACCCGUAGGACACAGAGCGACGCUGCAGGAGCGCGUGGCAUUUUUCGAUGCUGCAAAGUAA